ACCCACCCUUAAAUAAUCAUCCCGGCCUUAACCCUCUUUUUCUUACACUACCCACUACCCAAUCCUCAAAACUUUAUAAUUUAUAAAAAUGGGAAAUAGUUUAGGUGCUAAGAAAACAGCAAAAAUUAUGAAGAUAAACGGGGAAACCAUGAAGUUUAAGACUCCAAUUCAAGCGAAAGACGUGGUGAAAGAGUACCCGGGUCACGUGGUUUUGGAGUCCGACGCCGUUAAGCAUUAUGGAAUUCGGGCGAAGCCUCUUGAUCCGUUUAAUAAUUUGGAGCCUAAGAAGCUUUAUUUCUUGGUGGAGUUGCCUAAGUUUCCACAUGAUCACCAGCACAGGGUUCCCAGGAGGGUCCGGUCUGGAAUUCAAAUGUCCGCCAAGGACCGCCUUGAGAGCUUAAUGCUUUCAAGGCGGUCUGUGUCUGACCUCUCAAUCAUGGGCCCAGCUACUAGAGUCAUGGUUGACGGUUGGGUUCAUGAUGAAGGUGAUCAGGAGGGAGUUGCCAAGGACAACAACUCUUCUGGGUUGAGAUUGAGGAUGAAGCUUCCCAAGGCAGAAGUGGAGCGGUUGUUGAGUGAAAACGCGGACCAAGACAUGGUAGCUGAGAAGAUUAUGGCCUUAUGUUUGGGUCAAAAUGUGACAAACAGUAGUACCAUCGAUGCUACUGCUGGUAUUUCGAAGGGCAAAGAGGUUAUCAAUGGUGUAUUGGAUCAACCAUUUGCUCGUCCUACCCCAGGAGGUUACAAGAAACGAGUAGGCUUCAUGCCAAACCGACAAAGCGAGAUCAGACUAGCCAUGGCUUCGUGAUAAUAUAGAAGAAAAAAUAGCCAAGGCUUGAAGUUUCAUCAAAAUCGUCAGAUGUGUAUCUUAGAAUUAGGUGUAGCUUACGUGUAGUUUUUUAUGUAAUUUUGCUAGUAAAUUACUCUUUUUUACCAAAAGAAAAAGAAAAACAAAAGGAAAAAAAGAUUGCAGUUUGAAGUUUGGUUUUGGUAUCCAGCAUUUAAAAUGAUGAUUUGUACACCCACUUGUAUAUUGUACAAACAUAAUCUUACUUUGCUGAGAUCUUUGAAUUA
Molecule: messenger RNA, 1074 nt
Organism: Spinacia oleracea (spinach)
Lineage: Eukaryota; Viridiplantae; Streptophyta; Magnoliopsida; Caryophyllales; Amaranthaceae
Exons: 2
Coding region: 89-808 (239 amino acids)
Source: RefSeq, a predicted model, not a curated record